AUGCAGAAGUUAAAUACGAAAUUGGUCAAUCUUUAUUCAAGAACAAUUUUAGCAUCGAUCAGGUUAUAGUAAGUAAUUUUUUAUAUUUUGUUUAAAAUUUAGUUCGUCUGAAAAUGUUGAUGUGGACGAGAUAUUGGGGCGGAGUUUGCCCAAGGAAGAUCGGCAACAGUUGAAAGAGAAGCUCAAGAGGAUUGAGAAGGAUUCUUUUGAUGAAGCCAUGCCAUCACAAACGCAGGAAUUGUUUGCGGAAACUGAAAGUUUGUUAAGCGACAUUACAGUGAAGAAGGCUGCGCCUCUGCCUUCUCGCUCGUAUUUGCGUCGUGGUACGUCAAAAGCAAUGGUUGCACUAAAGAGAGAAAUGUUUUUGCGAGCUCAAAGUGUAAGUUUAUAUUAAUUGUUAAAGAUUGAUUUAUUUUCUGUGUCUAUUGUUUGAUUUUUUUGAAUUUUCAGGACGGAUUAUCGGAAGAAGAUGCGCGGAAGUUAGCAGAUAAUGUUGUAGAAAGAGCAGCGAGACUUUAUAACCAAAAGCAGGAAAGUGAGUUGGGUCAGUUAAGAAAGGAACGAGCUGAUGAGAUUGAAAAGGAUGCUGAAAUUGAUGAAAAACAACAAAAAAUAUUCGAGUUGGCCUCGGAAAUGUUUGAGUAUGUUUUGUUAAUAUAUUGUAUUUUUAAUUUAAGAAAUGAACUAAAACGUAUGUUUUAACAAAGAAUAAUAUUAUUAUAACAAAGAAUAAUAUUACCGAAUUUUAAAAUUUUUUAGGCAAAUUGCUGCGCCAACAGCUAGAGUAGUACAAAAUCAGAAUACUCGUAUACGGAUUGAGCCGUCAGAAAAGUUACCUAAAAUUUUUGCCUCUACAAAAGACGCUUUGAACAUUUUUGACGUGGACAAGCUUCGGUCAUCUGGCGUAAACUUUUGGAAUAAGAUGGAAGAUAGAAAAGCACAGAUAACGAACAUGUCAAUGGGAUGUGAAAAUGCGUUUGAAGAGCAGAUUCAGUGGACAGAAGAAGGGAAGUUGUGGCCAUAUCCAAUUAAUAACGAAUAUAUGUUGGGGGACGAAGAAAGGGUACGCUUUUUAGUAAAAUUAAUAUUAAUUUAAAAUAACAAUAGAGAAGAAAGUUUUUAGUAUAAAAAAAUUAUGCGGCUUAUUUUGAUAUAUUAUAGCUAUGAUUUAAGGUACAUUUUUCUGAGCACAUUUUCCUCGACAGCUACCUCCAAAAACACAAACAUCUUCCUAAAACAGGACCAAUUGCUCACUUCAUGGAGUUGGUUGUGGUGGGGCUUUCUAAGAACCCGUAUAUGACCUUGAAGAAGAAACACGCUCAUUUGGAUUCUUUUGCCGAGUUUUUCAAUACCGAACGAAUUAAGGAAAUUGAAAAAAUGCAUGCUGAUGAGCAAGCUGCUGUUAUCUGA
This is a messenger RNA of Bursaphelenchus okinawaensis, 1410 nucleotides long. The record is from the annotation of a GenBank genome assembly. Lineage: Eukaryota; Metazoa; Nematoda; Chromadorea; Rhabditida; Aphelenchoididae.